Anisakis simplex (herring worm) is the source of this 432-nucleotide messenger RNA. The record is from the annotation of a GenBank genome assembly. NCBI's taxonomy places the organism in Eukaryota, Metazoa, Nematoda, Chromadorea, Rhabditida, Anisakidae.
AUGCAUAAAAGAAAUGGUGAACGACAAAGAGAUGAACGCGGCUUUCGUAUGAGAGCAGCUGGUAUUUGUACGCGGGGUGAGGGUCCAUAUCGACAGAUACUGCUAGUCACAGGUGGAAAAGAUGAACGUCGUUGGGUGAUUCCGGGUGGAGGCAUUGAAAAGAAUGAAGCAGAAGCAGACGCAGCCGUCCGAGAAGUUCUUGAAGAAGCUGGUGUGAAAGGCAGAAUCGUCGCGAGGCUAGGAGAGUUUAUCGAUGAAGAAAAAAUGAAUCGAACAAUAGUGUUUGUGCUGUGUGUUGACGAAGAAUUGGUGGAAUGGCCUGAUAGUUUCACAGGCAGGAAACGUCGGUGGAUGAGUAUCAGCGAAGGACUGAUCCGUGUCAAAAGUUCACAGACUGCGAUCUUACGUGAGAUUGUUAACAGUGUGCAAUAA